AUGCUACUAAAUAUAUUAGAAGAAGAGACAUCCCAAUGUACAUUACCAUCAUCAGGUAAACAUAUCUGUUCAUAUAUUCAAAACAAUUGUGAUUACAAUUAUUUUAAAAUUUCCACAUUAUAUUAUUGUAAAUAUCACAAUACAACUACCUUAAUAAUUAUAUCAUUUUUUAUUCUACUAUCUUUAAUACUUAUAUUAAUAUCCCUAAGUAUUCUUGUUUCAAAUUAUUUAUUUAAAAAUUUAAAUUGUUUAACAACUCAACUUAAUUUAAAUAGUCAAAUAUUAUCAUUUAUUCUUAUUCCUUUAACAAAUUCACUUCCUGAUUUAUUAAAUUAUUAUAUUGCUUUAAAAUCAGGAUCUGUUGAUCUUGUUAUUGGUCAAUUAAUGGGAUCUUUAUUAAUAAUGUUUACAAUUAUAAUUGGUUUAAUAUGUAUUUUAACAUCGGGUUAUUUUAUUGAACAUCCUAAAAUUUUAAUGUUGGAUUUAUCAAUAUUAUUAAUUAUAAUGAUUUUAUUUCUGGAAAUAUUAUCUGAUGGUAAAAUAACUCAAAGUGAAUGUUGGUUAAUGAUUGCAAGUUAUUUAAUUUAUAUUUUAUUUUUAAUGUUUUUUGAUAAAGAUAAAUUAAAAGAAUUUGAUGAAGAAGUAUUAAUUGAAUAUAAUGAUCAUCUGCAUUUAUAUGAACAUCCUUAUAAUAUUGAAGAUGCUGUUAGUAUAUUAUCCCAUGAAGAUGUAACUAGUUAUGGAUCAAUUAAAAGUGUUUCAAGAUUAAAUUCCCCAUCUAUCAUUGUUGAUUAUAAUAAUGAUAUUGAUAAUGAUAUUACUGGGAUGUCAUCAAAUUCUUUACAAGUUCCAGGCAAAUCAUUCCAUCAUUCAUUACAUUCUGAUUCAUCAUCAUCGGAUAAAUCACCCUUGUUAGUUUCUCAAAAUGAUCUUGAUAUAACUAUUAAUUCUGACUAUGACGAUGAGGAGGAGGUGGAGGAAUAUCUCGAUAACUCGGAUCUUGAGGAUGAAAUAUUAAUUGUUCCACAACAAAAACAAUCUAUAAUUCAAAAAUUUUUAAAUCUUAUUGAUUUCACAUUUUCAUUAACAAUUCCAUAUCAUAAACAUAUUGAAUCUAAACAUAAACAAUUAAUUAUAAUUUGGUAUAUUUUUGAAACUUUUUUAAUAUUCAAUUAUCAAUUUUUCCAAUUAUCAUUUAUUUAUUCAAUACCAUUAUCAUUAUUGAUUUAUCUGAUAAAUAAAAUUUUCAAAAUUCCAAAUAAUUUAAAAAUAAUUUUGAUUUCAUUUAUUGGAUUAUCUUCAAGUUUAAUUAUAAUUUCAAAUGUUGCUAUAUUAACUCUUUAUUUAUUGAAAAAUUUAGGUUUAAUUUUAAAAAUUUCAGAUUAUUUAUUAGGUUUAUUGGUUUUUUCAUUAAGUAAUUCAUUAAAUGAUACAAUUACAAAUUUAACAAUAUCAACUAAAAUUAAUCCAAUUCUUGGAAUAAAUAGUUGUAUUGGAACCCCAUUAUUAAUUAUAUUAUUAGGAAUUGGAGUAAAUGGUUUAAUAAUGACUUUGAAAACUGGUAAAUCUAUUGAUUUUCAUCUUACUCAAAAUGUAAUUAUAAGUACUGUGGGAUUAUUAACAAGUAUUUUAUUAUUGAUUAUUUAUCUACCUUUAAACAAUUAUAAAAUUGAUAAAAAAAUUGGUGGAAUUUUGGUACUGCUUUAUUUUUUAAUAACAAUAGUUCAAGUCUAUCUAGAAUAA
Candida tropicalis MYA-3404 is the source of this 1743-nucleotide messenger RNA. RefSeq lists its product as uncharacterized. NCBI's taxonomy places the organism in Eukaryota, Fungi, Ascomycota, Pichiomycetes, Serinales, Debaryomycetaceae. Gene Ontology annotation, biological process: intracellular calcium ion homeostasis; monoatomic cation transport; transmembrane transport. The transcript has a single exon. Gene Ontology annotation, cellular component: membrane. The coding region runs from base 1 to 1743 and encodes 580 amino acids. The record is from RefSeq and is a predicted model, not a curated record. Gene Ontology annotation, molecular function: monoatomic cation transmembrane transporter activity.